UGACUGGUACCAAGGCUAUUACAUUUGGAGUUCUGUGAUGGGUGACCUAUACAGGUCAGCAGAGGGCGCUGUAACAGAUGAUCAACUGACCUUUGACCCAUCAGGGGUCAGUAGUUCAGUUGAUGCAAUAGCCGUAGACUGGCUUAGUGAAUUCCUCUAUUGGUCUGAUCCAGACUUGAAUCAGAUACUCCGUGGAAGAUUAUCCAACCAAUCAUCCACAGUAACAUCCCUAACCACCAUCAACGCUUUUGCCAGCGACGUCCAGGAUUUGGCCAUCGACUCGGUCCAGGCCUACAUCUACUGGACAACGCGGUCGUCCGUUGAGGGCUCAAGACUGAAUGGAGAGAGCACUCUGGUGUUCUACGAGAUCAGUGAGCUCUUGUUGGAUGUCGUUGCUGGAUUGACCCUUGACCUUGAUGGCGGAUAUGUCUAUUGGUUUGUUGUUUCCAGGGAGAACUCGGUGGAGGAGCUGAAGUUGUUCCGUGCCCAGCUGGCAGGGAUAAGCCCUGAUCCAAUGUCAACGACAGAAGAGAUUGGCGAAGUGCUCACGGAGACAACGAGCCUGGCACUGCAUUUCUACAGCUCCAAACUCUUCUGGAUCAACAGCCAAUCUAGAGUAGAGGUCAGUGAUGACCGUGGCCAGAGACCAGCCUUACUACCGGCCACUGAUGUCCAGGCAUUGACCGUUGUACAGGACACUCUCAAACCUUUACCAGACGGUUACAGCGAGCGCCCAACUGUAGUGGCCCAAGAAAUCCCAUCCUCUUCUAUCCAGGUCACAGGUACAUGGGACGACUUCAAUAUCACAUGGCAGGCCAGCACAGAGGUCACUUACGGAAUCGUGUUUUACACCAUAGCUGUGGUAGCUCCAGAACGAACUUAUGAAGAGACUGUACAGAAUCCUUUCUAUAACAUCAGAGACCUAACACCUUUCCAGUCUCUUGGCAUCACAAUCAGUCCUUACACCUACUGGGCCACGACGCCUCAAACGGCCUCUCAGAUGAUGUCACCCAUGUCAGUACCCUCUGUUCCUCUUGACCCAAGAGCCUUUGCUUUAGAGUCCACUGACAUCAUGGCUGGAACCACUGUCUAUGCAGCUGAAUUUCGCUGGUCCCAACCUGCAGAGAUCAAUGGUGUUUUUGAAGGGUAUUCUGUGUCUUGGGGUACUGAUGCGGAGCAGCUAACUAUGUUCAAUGUCAGCCAAGAUGUCACUGAGUACACAUUCUCCAACCUAACGGCUAACACCACUUAUUUCUUUCAGGUGGAAGGCUUUACAUCCAUAGGUAGUGGGCCUGCAACAGACCCAGUCAAUAUCACCACUGGAGUAUCUCCACCCCCACCUACCAUAGUGGUGAACAAAGGGAAUGCAGGAGUGACAUUGAUUGAUACCGAUACUAGUGAAGAGAUAUCACUUCUCGGUGGUACAGCGGUCACAGUCAUUGCCUUCGUUGCCAGCGAGGAAAAAGUUUUCUUUGUCGAGUCUGCCGGGGAUCGAGAGAUCUAUAGCAGCAAUUUGGACGGCACAGAGCGUGUUGAGCUUCUUGAGCUGGGCAAUCAGGUGCCUUACCAAGCGGGGUUUGUAGUCGACUGGAUCUCACAAAUACUGUAUUGGAGUGAUAAUACUGGCAUCUAUAGUUACGAUGCUACUCUCCCCGCUGCCAUGACAACCACGGAGAUGUUGUACUCUGCACCAGAAGGCAACACCAUCCAGGGAAUCAGUGUGAAUCCUUUUGGAAGCACUUUAAUCUGGACUGAGACUACCCAGACUACUUCAGUUCUAAUGACCUCUGACCUCUACGAGUGGGCCCCCACCCCACUGUUUGGCACCACGAACAGCCAACGGAGGAAACGAGCCACCGAGAACUGCACGUGCUCAGAGAGCUUGACCCCUGGGUCAGCAGUGUACAUUGACAGUUCAGACCCAGAGACCCCAACCCUCUUCUUUGUGGAUGCGACCUCAAAUGACCUCUGGACCUUUGACCUUGUAGGAUGCCAGUGUGAACGGCUCUUUGAGGCAGCAUCCCAAGCUCAAUCAGGUCUCCCUCCGGACACACUGUCUGUUGACACUAGCCGUGUGUAUUGGUCAAACACUGCUGAAGAGAUAGUAGCCAGUGUUGACAAGCAGACUGGUGCUGAUUUCCAGGCCCAGACAGGUCAGACUGAUGUGAAUUUUGUACUGACAUAUGGUACCAGUCUUCAGCCAUAUCCAGCUCCUGAGUGUCUUUCACCGUCAGACUAUACUGACACUACACAGCUGUCCGAUGCAGGAAGCAAUAGGUUGACGGUGACCUUCGACCCUGUGACAGAAUGCGAAGGAGUGAGCACUGCAACGGCUAUCUAUACCGUGAGCUAUGCAAUAGUGGACAGCGAGACAUCGGACCUAAACUGCAGCACUACCAACCUCACAUGCAAUACAAUGGAGACCACAUUGAACCAGGCAACCCUGGACAACUUGGAACCCUACACAUUCUAUGUGACUCAGGUCUCUGUAAGAAACUUCUACUCCAUGGGAUCACCUGUGCUAGGUCCUGUAGCCAUCCAUAGGACUACCCCAGGAGUCCCCUCUGCUGCAUUGAUGGUAUCUGUCACCAUCCUAACCCCAUCUGAAGUCAACGUGGUCUGGUCGCAACCUCUUGAGAUCAACGGUCCUCUGGAUGACCUAAGGUUCCGGGUCAAGUAUUCAACGGAUACUCAAGACUUCAGGACUGGCUAUGUUGAUGGUCCGGACGGUGAGGAUGGACGUUACUCCAUGAUGAUCACAGAUGGUCUAGCUGCUGCUACUGAGUAUACUUUCACUGUUGAAUCCUACCAAUCUUCAUUGCCAUCCAACAUGUUCAGCUCCAGUCAGACAGAGACUCAGACCACCUACCAGGAACCAGCCAUGGUUGAUGAGAUCUCAAAGACCAGUACUACCCUCGCAGUCUCUUGGAUGUCUCCUGAUGAUGAUAGUGUCAUGUAUCAUUGGAUCCAGUUCAAAGAGACGUCAUCUUCGGAGUGGCAGGACGCCCUCAUGGGCAACACGACCUCAGGUGUCCGUUACAACGUGACAAUUGGUGAAGGGGAAACAGACCCGCUACUCCCAUUUACUGACUACGAGGUCCGCACGAGGAUUCUCUAUCGAUCUGGUCAGGAAUAUGAAUACCCUCGUAAUGCAGAGUUUUUAUCAUCGAGAACUGAAUCUGAUAGCCCGUCUGCCCCAGGCGUUCCCACGGUAACAGAAACAGGAACGGAACCAGUCACCUACGAGGUCCGAUGGACCGAACCAAACAGAGCCAAUGGACCAGGAACUCUUCAAUACACACUGGAAUCAAGAGCCAUGUCUACAGCAGAGUGGAGCCAAGUCUACGAAGGUCCCGAUACGAACUGGAUCAUCGUCGACCUCCUGGUGGGAGAAUCGUAUAGCUUCCGGGUCAAGGCCAGGAAUGAUGAUUACGAGGGACCGUAUAGUCCAACCAGUGAUGCUGCGUUCUUACCCAAUCCUUCGUCUGACAAUACAGUAUUUAUCAUCAUCGGAGCUGUUGUAGGAGUUCUUGUUAUUGUAGCCAUCAUUAUUAUUGUCUUAGUAUGUCGUCAUCAUAGAACCGGUGGUAGUAAGUGGCCCCAUUUCCAGGAAGACGUAGAGCUCGCACAGCUAAGGAACUAUCCUAACAUGGCAAUACGACAAGAAAACUCCAACUAUGCUGUGACACAUGAUGGCAAAGAGGUCCUUCUUCCAAUAUUCCAGAGAGAGCGACUCAAGUUGAUCACCUUCCUUGGCAGUGGUGCCUUUGGUGAGGUGUUUGAAGGAUCCGCUCUUGAUAUCCUUGGGAAUAACAGCGGGGAAACUAGAGUUGCGGUUAAGACUUUGCGGAAAGGAGCAACCGACGAGGAGAAACAAGAGUUUUUGAAAGAAGCUACGGUCAUGGGUAAAAAAUUCAAGCACCCCAACAUUGUCUCACUAAUGGGAGUAUGCCUCGACAACGACCCACAAUACAUCAUUCUAGAGCUGAUGGAGGGCGGAGACUUGUUGUCCUACAUCCGAGCAGCGAGGGCGCCACCUCCUGCCAACAGCAAGAUUACGCUUCUUGACCAGAUUGAGAUGAUUAUGGAUAUAGUGAAAGGAUGCGAGCAUUUAGAAGAAUUGCAUUUUGUCCAUAGAGAUCUUGCAGCUAGAAACUGCCUUGUUUCCACGAAGUCCUACGAUGCCCACAUGAGGGUGGUCAAGAUAGGUGACUUUGGUCUGGCCAGGGAUAUCUACAAGAAUGAUUAUUACAGGAAAGAGGGCGAGGGACUACUUCCUGUCCGCUGGAUGUCACCAGAGGGCCUGAUGGAUGGCUACUUCAGUAUUCAAUCUGACGUCUGGUGAGUUCCGUUACAUAAUUUUGGUGUGUUGAUGUGGGAGGUAAUGUCAAGAGGUCAACAGCCGUACCCAGCGAGGUCAAACGUAGAGGUCCUCAGGUUCGUGGAGGCUGGUGGAAGGCUAAGUCAACCGGAUCAAUGCCCUGAUGAAAUUUACAUGAUGAUGAGGCGAUGCUGGGAGCGAUCAACUGACGAUCGUCCAUCAUUUAAGAUGCUGAAAGAGAUGAUACAUGAUUUUAGGAGGAAAUCGGUUGGACCUAAUGGAGCUGAUAAUUUUGGAUUUGAAGGAGAUGGCAAGGUGAAUUACUCUCAUCUAAAGAAGGACAUCCCUCCAGAGAUGGAAGAUUACCUACUCCCCAUUGAUAGCAAGGGAGAUAUCAUCAAGAAACCUGAUAUUGAGCUUCCUCCAGACAUUGACUAUGACCUUGCAGACAAGGACCUUGCCAAUCUGGCCUUUGAAGAAGAUCAGAAGAAGGAGAAGCGGAAAGGCAGCAAGAAAGGACGGAGUCCUUUCAGUAGUCUCCGAGGGAGGUUACCCGGUGGGGCAUCUGCAGCGGAUCCGACACCACGCCUCGAAGCGGCGCUACAGGACCUAGCGAAUAACCGAGAGCGUGGGCGGGACAUCGACGAUGAGAGAUACCUCAAGUAUCCAGUUGGGUCAGUCAGCAAGGCAACGGGAGCCGACAUGGCCAAUGCAGCGGAUGGCGCAGUUGGAGGUGCAACUAGCAUGGCUGCAGAUGAUGGCAGCGCAGAAGGUGCCGUCGGGUACUCAGCGGACAUACCUAUGAAUGGUGAUGCGCUGAACAGGACUGAACUGUCAAAUUAUUCACAGCCAAGAAAACGACACCCUAAUCCAUUCCGUGCCAACUCCAUGGAAGAACUUGAUGGUUAUGACAAUUUAGCAUUUGCGACUUCGGGUGGUGUCAAGUCACCGGGAGGGGCUAAGGCAUCGGGUGGUGUCUCACUCACCGGGGAUAUUAUUGCAACAGACUAUGCCAAUGUAUAAUGCUUUCUUAACCAUCUCAAUCUAUUCUUGUCAUAACAUUCUUUUAUCCUAUUAAACUAUGUUGGUUACAAAGUCAGUGAAUAGAAGUGUCCUUGAUCAACAUUGAACGUGAAGGUGUUUGGAUGCUUCAGUAUGCUGGAAUCUCCUAUGCAAGGUAAGAUCCUGACCAUAGAGUCUUCAAUGCAUUUAGUAAAACAAUUCACUCAUGACCAAGCAAAUGUCUCCAUUCUGUCAUUGUAUUCAUUGGGUCAGCUUGAAUAUGCUUAAUCCUUUGCACUUGACAUUCAAAUAUAGUAUUAUAGUACAAUUAUAUUCAGCCUUAUUUAAAAAGAAAGUCAGUGAAGUGUCUUUAACACAAGAAUCCUGCGAGCAUCUUUCAAUCACCAAUCUUAACAUUCAUCAUUGACAACAAACAUGGUGGGGAAUGCUAGGAAGCUCUCGUCCCUCUGAAGGUGCUAAGGGUCAUUCACAGCAUCUUUUCCUCAUUGCCCAUUGUUUUGUGUAUGAUGAAUGUGAAUAUAUACGCUUCAUGCCUGAAAGAUGCACCUCUGACUCUUGGUAUAAAUUUGUCACCCUUCACAGAUAUCAAUUCCAAUAAAAAUAUCUAAACUUGUUGAGCUGCAAUUCUGAGGCAUAUUAAAGACUUCAUCAUUUUAGAGAUCCUCUCCAUUUGAUCAGAUUAAUUAAAAUACAUCUAUUUUACUAAAUUGAUGUCCGAAAAGUA
Lytechinus variegatus (green sea urchin) is the source of this 6068-nucleotide messenger RNA. Its product is annotated as proto-oncogene tyrosine-protein kinase ROS-like. Gene Ontology annotation, cellular component: signaling receptor complex; membrane. Gene Ontology annotation, molecular function: transmembrane receptor protein tyrosine kinase activity; protein binding; ATP binding. The transcript has 28 exons. NCBI's taxonomy places the organism in Eukaryota, Metazoa, Echinodermata, Echinoidea, Temnopleuroida, Toxopneustidae. Gene Ontology annotation, biological process: cell surface receptor protein tyrosine kinase signaling pathway; positive regulation of kinase activity; multicellular organism development. The record is from RefSeq and is a predicted model, not a curated record.